GAAUCUAUUUCGAAUCAGCCGUCCACACUUGGCUAUUUUUGUAAAGCAACGUGUAACAUGAGCUCACACCCGGCAAACACAUUCUCCUUCACGCAGAGAAAGACAGAGACUCAAACCAAAAGACAAAAGACAACUCUCAGUCUUUCUGUGUCCCACAACAAAGAUUUCAGACGAGUUUUAACGCUCUGAUCUUUCACUGAGUCCAAGGGGAAUGGCGAAGGAGUGCUGCUCAGAGGAGUGAGACAGGAUUUCAAGUUACGGGACAAAGAGACAGAAACGUUGUGAUGACUCUCCAGUGGACGGCGGUGGCCUUCUUCCUGUAUGCAGAGAUCGUGUUCAACCUCAUCCUGUGCAUACCCUUCAUAUCAGCACACAGAUGGCAUUUAGUUUUCAAAUGGAGAAUCUGGAGCUGGUUAUCUCCCUACUGGAACAAGUUCUUCUUUGCGAUGAUAAUGGCCCUUGUUGUUCUUUUUUGUGACGCCAUCCGAGACGUGCAGAAGUACUCUGGCCCUGAGCCCGUGCACGACGCUCAGGCCAGCCCAAACCUGUACGACCACGUCCACAUGAAGCUGUUCAGGGCCCAGAGGAACCUUUACAUCUGCGGCUUCUCUCUCUUUCUCUGGCUCGUCAUGCGCCGGAUUGUCACUCUGCUAAACCAGAUUGCUGAGACUUUGGUAAACACUGCAGGUCUUCAGGCACAGAUGGAUAAUGCAUUUAAAACAGCUGAGAGGCACCAGGAGGACAACCAGAUUCUCAAAACAGCUCUCCUGGAAAGAGAACAAUCUACGCUGAAAACAAAUAAUCAAUUGAAGUUGGAGAUUGAAAAGCUACAAAGUCAACUAAAAGUUGCCGAGGAAGCUGUGGGAAGGUCUGACGCUGAAGUUGAAGCCAUGAAAAAACAGGCCAAAGGUCUGGCGCAUGAAUAUGACAGACUACUAACGGAGCACCAUCUGCUGCAGAACCUCCAGAGUGCUGAGGAUAAAAAAGAUCAGUAAUCACGUAGCUGUGAUGAGAGCUGGGUUUACCUCCACUCCGCUCACAGACGAGAUGAUGCAGCAACAGCAGACGCCAUAUGUCUUCGUCACAAAUUUCUUCAGGUUUAAUUUCUUCUGGAGGAGAAGAUUGUUUAAUAUAUAUAAAAUCUUAGAACCUGUAACCGGCUGGAAAAAUGUUUUGAGAGUUUAUUGCUGAUUAUGACUUUUUUAAUAACUUAUGAGACCCACAGAUUCAAGAUGUAUUACUUAAUAAAGACGUACAAUAAUGCCCCAGAAAAGACCAAAAGACUCCAGAGUAGAUAUUUUGACUUUUACAAAAACACAUACUGUACAUUAGGGACAUUUUGUGAGAUUGUAACGUAGCAUCUCCUGUAUAGAGAAAGACAGAAGGACUCUCCUGUUAUUUUUAAACUAAUUCAAAAAUGUUUUUCCUGCAAACGUUUAUUGCAGGUAACCAGGAAAACCUGGAGUGGAGCUUCAGUGGAAGGAUUAUUCUCAGUCGAGUGGAAUUGAUCCUUUUGCAAAGCAAUAGAAACAACGCUGAUCGUAAAUGUUAAUUGUAAAGGUUGUCCAAACAGAUUUAUUUUAAAUAUAUCUAAAUAUAGCGACGCCCAUUUAUUAAAGGAUCAAUUAAUAUGAUGUGAAGUGGAUUUAAAGAAAAGUGUUUAAUAUCUCUUUCCUGUGUCAUUCCACUGAAGCACACAUAACUUAAUUCAUGAAAUGAUGUUGAUUUUUGGGAUUGUCACUGAUAUCUUGUGGGUGCUCCAUGUCAGUAA
This is a messenger RNA of Poecilia reticulata (guppy), 1771 nucleotides long. RefSeq names its product B cell receptor associated protein 29 (gene bcap29). The record is from RefSeq and is a predicted model, not a curated record. Gene Ontology annotation, biological process: endoplasmic reticulum to Golgi vesicle-mediated transport; intracellular protein transport. Gene Ontology annotation, cellular component: endoplasmic reticulum membrane; endoplasmic reticulum. NCBI's taxonomy places the organism in Eukaryota, Metazoa, Chordata, Actinopteri, Cyprinodontiformes, Poeciliidae.